Misgurnus anguillicaudatus (oriental weatherfish) is the source of this 5512-nucleotide messenger RNA. Lineage: Eukaryota; Metazoa; Chordata; Actinopteri; Cypriniformes; Cobitidae. The record is from RefSeq and is a predicted model, not a curated record.
AGUCAGUUUUCUCACAUUUGAAGCUGGUGUGUGGUCAUAUCAAACCUCUCUCACUCUGUGUCAAAUCCCCGAAAGAAGACAAGGAACCAAGGUCUCGGUGUAGACUUUAGGAAAUGUUUGAAAUUGAGACUUUCUGUUGUGUCCUGUGACUGGAGAUUGUGUCUGCUCACAGGAAAAGCAAUUUAUGUUUAUCUGAAAACUUUUAAGGAGUGCCAAAGAUUUUAACGUUGUUUGGACAGCCAUGUCGUAUCUUCUUAUUGUGGGACUUGUGGUACUUUGGAGUGCACAGCUUCAGGCCGAUCCAGUACCCAACCGGUGCAACAUCACCCGCACCAUUCUGCACACGACCCCCUGCACAUCCUGCGCGGCCUCUCAUGCUGUCGUCUGCCCGGAAGGUUUCAGGAAAACAUCUAUGAACGCCGGGAACCCCGGAUGCAGUUAUGUGGUGUCCAUCGGAGACCGUCAAGUUGAACUUCCCGGGUGCUCACACACCUGUGAGAAGGUGACGACGGAGGAGAAGUGCUGUCCGGAUUUCUGGAGUCCGCUGUGCUUGCCUUGUCCCAGUUGGGCAGGACAGACUUGUAAUGGUCACGGUACGUGUGCAUCUGGAGACUCGGGAAACGGCACCUGUGUUUGUAAGGAGGGAUAUACAGGUUAUGCCUGCCAGGAAUGUUCAAAUCCGAACGCUUAUGGAAACCAAUGCAGCUCAGAAUGCGACUGCGUGAACGGAAAGUGUAACUCCGGACCAGAUGGCAAUGGAGAGUGUUAUUGUCAACCACCUUACUCAGGACCAAAGUGCAAUAAAGUUUCUUCAUCUUGUUCAAACUGUCCAAACUACUCGUAUUGUAAGGGAGAUGGCACAAAUGCCGUAUGUGAAUGUCUGCCUGGGUAUUACAAGAUUGGUGGUUGUACAGCUAGGUGUUCACGGAGCAGUUGCCCUGCGAACGCUAUAUGUUUAAUGAAGAAUGGAAAGUUUAGCUGCAGGUGUAAACAGGGAUUCGUGGGUGACGGGAAACACUGCGUUCCCAUCAACCCCUGUGAGACUAAUAACGGAGGCUGUCCGGAAGAUUCCACCACUUGUGUUUUAACAAGCCCAGGAGAGUCAAAAUGUGUGUGUUUGCCUGGAAUGGAGUCGUCGGACCCAUUGAGCGGCUGUACACUGAAGUCGGCCUGCAGCCCGAGUUCUUGCCACAGCAGCGCCCGCUGCGAAACGAACUCAGACGGCACGCCCAGAUGCCUUUGCAACGCUCAGCAGAUUGGCGAUGGCAGACGUUGCUAUGGUAACCUCAUGGAAAGGGUUCUGGAGCUGGACAGAGAGGGCAGUGAGGCGGGAAAUCUCACAGGAAGCGCUCGACUGCUCGAGCAAGGGUGUGAGUUUAUUCUGAGCCAACAUGGCCCAUUCACACUUUUCAUUCCAGUGGGACAGAAUCCGUUCCAAACGGUUUUAGGUAAAUCUUCAGCCAUCAUGAAUGCAGUGUGUAAAAAUCACCUCAUCCUCGGACAGAGGCUUUAUAAAGAUUUAGAGGGAAAUGAUCUGUUGACGAACGGAGGAGAAAAGAUCAGAUUCAAAACAAAUAAGCAAUUCAUCUUGAUGAGAGAUCCAGACGUAUUGUUCACGAUACUCAAAAGUGACAUUCCAGCAUCAAACGGAAUCAUUCACCUCAUCGACAAACCUUUCACCUUGGCUCAUAUUGAAUCUUCCGACACCAACACUGAGUUCUCCUCAAAGACCAUCGGGGAAAUUUUCAGAGAAGAUGACAGAUUCAAUCGAUUCCUGUCUCUGGUUGAUAACUGCGGAACGCUGCUGCCCGUCAGAAGUCCAGGUCCUUUAACUGUGUUUGUCCCGACCAACAAGGCCAUUGAUAGAUUUAGAGAUGGAAGCGUUGUAUACAUGCUGAACGAUGCCAAACCAAAACUUCAAAUGCUUUUAAAGCACCACAUGUUCUCCCAGGCUGCUGUAACCGUGGAUCAGUUGGCCAGCAUGUCUGAGAUCACCACCAUGGCCAAUGAGAUCUUAACCAUCAACGUCACUGGGGAUGGAAGAGUCUUUCUGGGCGAUAAAGGAAUACCUCUUGAAACAAAAGACAUUGUUGCGUCCAAUGGAAUAAUUCAUUUGAUUGAUGGAGUUCUUGUACCAUCCUCAAUAGUUCCCAUAAUGCCCCAUCGAUGUGUCGUCAAUGAGAGCAAGAUCGUCAUGGGUCCGUGUGUCAGGUGUAGUUAUCUCUACGAGACGCACUGUCCACCUGGAAGUGUUGAGCUGGAAAAUCAUCUAAGAGGCUGUGAGCUAGAACCCGACCAACGAUCGUAUUCGUUUGCAGAUACUGGCUGUGCCAAAUACUGUAACAUUACACAGACGAGAGCUGAGUGUUGCAGUGGUUUCUAUGGGCCCAACUGUAAACCAUGCAUUGGAGGUUUCCAGCACCCAUGUUAUGAUAAAGGGAAAUGUUUUGAUGGAAUCGCAGGUAACGGCUCCUGUACUUGUGAGCCGCGGUUUAAGGGGAUCGGAUGCCACAUCUGCGCAGACCCCAAAAAACAUGGAGAGAACUGCGAUGAAGAUUGCCGCUGUGUUCACGGUGCCUGUGAUAACAGGCCCGGCAGUGCAGGCGUGUGCAGGAGAGGUUCAUGUGUGGCCGGGUAUUCGGGGGAUCUUUGUGAUCAGACCGCCACCCCUUGCAAUGCAGAUAGCGUUUUUGAGUAUUGCCACAUCCAUGCCAAAUGCGUCUACCACAACGAUCAAACCAUGUGCGUUUGUCUGCCUGGAUAUGAAGGGGACGGAUAUACGUGCACUGAAGGCGAUCUGUGCCUGAAAUCUGAUAGAGGAGGCUGCCAUCCCAACGCCGGCUGUACGUACGAAGGAGGAAAGGUGAAUUGUGUUUGUAUGGAGGGAUGGACAGGUGAUGGGACGUUGUGUGUGGAGAUCAAUAACUGCCAGUUGGAAAGUCGUGGUGGUUGUCACGAACAUGCUGACUGUACAUCGACCGGGCCGGGACAGAAUGAAUGUAGCUGCAAAAAAGGUUACAUGGGAGACGGUGUCGUCUGUCAAAUCGUCAACCCCUGUUUGACAGAUAAUGGAGGAUGCGACUCUCAGGCGACGUGUAAAUUAAAUAAAGAUGGAACGCACGACUGCACAUGCCCAAGUGGAUUUGAGGGUGACGGAUUCACGUGUUACAGCAACAUGCUUACGGAGCUAGAUGGAAACUCUGAAUUUUAUAAUUUUAAUCUCCGUCUUCAAAGGCACUUAGUGAUUGACAGCGGCAGCAGGGUUACGGCUUUGGUUCCCUCCAAAGCGGCUUUCAAAAACCUCAGCGCUUCUGAGGAGAAUUUUUGGUUUGAUUAUUACAGACUUCCACACCUUCUUCGAGUUCACUUUUUAGAUGGAAUUUACACCUAUGAAGACCUGAAGCAACAAGUUGGUAAAACACUCCCGACCAUUGGCAAAACGAAAUGGGGGGUUCGAAGCAAAGGAACGGAACUCAUGAUCGGCAAUGCUACAAUUGUCGUUCCGGACAUCAAGGCAAUUAAUGGAUGCAUUCACAUCAUUGACACGGUUCUUCUACCGCCUGUUUCUGAUAUUCCUCCACCUCCUCCCAGUUUGAUGGAGGUGUUGAACAACACUCCAGCAUUCAGUCUUUUCCGGAAGGCAGCACUGCUUUACAACUUAGCAGAUAGUAUCCCGACCAGAGAUUACACCAUUUUUGUCCCAUACGAUAGCGCAGUACGCGACUACCUGAAUAAAACCAACUCUACACAGCUGAGCAUAGACGUUGUGAAAUACCAUGUAGUUAUAAGUGAACAACUCUUUCCUGAACACUUGGGCGAUGGAGUCUUCAAAAGCACGUUUUUGGACAACGGCACUCAAAUCAUGUUUUACGUAGACAGUGAAAAUCAGACAAUGGCCAAUGAUGUUUCUAUAAAUGGGAGCUUCACCGAGACGAGACACGGCGCUUUGUAUGGGAUCCCACGUGUCUUGGACAUUCACAAGAACCAUUGCAGUAAAGAUGUGGUUUUAAGAGUUGCUGGUCGUUGUGGAGAUUGUAAAACUGCACCUAGAUGCCUCUUCAAUACCUAUCCAAUACAGCCAAGGUACCCUCAAAACAUGAAGUCAAACUGUAGGUACCGGACAAGAGUCGGAAAGAAGAAAAAAUAUGUGCCGGGCUGCCAUAUGGACUGCUUGAAAAAAACAAAGGACCACUCUUGUUGUCCUGGAUACUUUGGGCACGACUGCUUUAAAUGUCCUGGGACGGUGGAUAACUGGUGCUCCAACAAUGGUCAGUGUAAAGAUGGACUUCAUGGCACCGGGGAGUGUCUCUGUAAUGAGGGGUUUCAUGGGACUGCAUGCGAGAUGUGUGAACCCGGGAGAUAUGGACAAGACUGCAAGUCAGAAUGUCAGUGUAAACAUGGCAUGUGUGUGGAUGGGAUUGAGGGAACCGGCCAAUGCAUUUGUUUUAAAGGAUGGAAGGGAGUGAAUUGCUCUUUUGAGAUUGUUAAUGAUGCCUGUGGUGGAGUUUGUGAUGUCAAAGCCAAUUGUAUCUCAGGAGGUUCAGGAACUCCGGUUUGUUCCUGCACGGCAGGUUAUGAGGGCAAUGGGACUUUCUGCAAAGAAAUUAACCCAUGUGACACACACAAUGGAGGAUGUUCAGCAUACGCAGACUGCGUGAAAACGCAGCCGGGAGAAAGAAACUGCGUAUGUAAAAAGGGCUACACGGGCGAUGGUGUCAUGUGUCUCGAAAUCGAUCUCUGUUUAGUGGACAAUGGAGGAUGUGACAGCAAUGCUUUAUGCCUAAAAACUGGACCAAACAGGGUCGCCUGCACGUGUAGAACUGGUUUCACUAGUAUAGGUCAUAGAUGUCUGGCACUUAAUCCAUGUCGAAAGAAUAAUGGUGGCUGCAGUCUUAAUGCUGUCUGCAAAUACCUCGGGGAAGGGGAGCGCAAUUGUUCCUGCUAUGCUGGUUACAAAGGAGACGGUUUCAAUUGUGCGGGAACUGUCAGUAGAGAGCUUCUUCGUAAACCUGAGGCUGCUUGGUUCCGAAGAAAUUUAGGCGUGUCCUCUGUGCGAGAUUUGUACAGUUCAGGACGGUUCACCUUGUUUGUACCUCACACUGAUUACGUUGUUAACCAAACGGUUGAAGCAUGGCUAAAUAAAAGCUACAGUGCAGACAUGCUGCGAAAUCACAUUGUUGGCUGUGAAGAACUACGAGAGUCAGACCUGAAGUCUGUUAAAGAAGUCGUCACCGGUAGCGGAUUUAAAUUACGAUUUAGCGUUAGAGAUGUAAGUAAUUUACUACCAUCCUUUAAAUAUUAAACAUAAAUUUGUAGUUUGUUAUUUAUACUAUACUAUACUAUAUUAUACUACACUACAGGGUUUAAAAAAAUUGUCAGCCGAACCCCCGUUUCCAUGAAUUAAUUACUUGAAUUACCCCCUGAGAUUUUAAGUAACUAUUUAAAUAAUUUAAUAGCACAUUUGCAUAAUUCACUUUUUUAUUUUAAUGUCAUUUCUUUAUUUAUUUUUCCU